UUAAAAGGGGUAACAGCACCUGCAUGAUGGAAGAGAAAGCGAAGCACAUAGACAUCACACACUCGACAAGCCUUCUCAUUGUAGGGGCGCAUUAGAUUAACAGGUGUGUGUUUAUUGCAGUGAGAGAUGAUCUAUAUCAUCUAUUAAAAACAAAUUUUAAUAAAACUCUGCACCGGACAGUUAUUUUUAAUCAUAAAUGCUAGAUCUGCUAUCGUGUAGUGUUUCAGACGAAGCCAAGAUGCAGAAACGAUGCAUGAGGAAAUUAUUAACAGUAGUAGCAAUGGUGAUUUUAGCUCCCGCUCUGGAUGCUGCACCUGUAACUUCAGAAGUACCAGACCUUCAAAAGACAUCAUUAACAGGUGACGAGAAACCAACAGAUCCUUGGACGAGUGGCCCAGACAUCCGCGAUAUGACUACGUAUUUUGACGCACAGGAAAUGACAGUCCCUGUAAGACCUUCAGGUCGUUUAGACAAAGCCAUAAACAGUCCACAUUUCCUGGAUAAAAUAUUGGCAGCAACUAACGCUCAAGGCCGAAGAAUGAACCUGGCUUCAGUUCUAAUUGAUUCUGAUGGACUAGAAAAUAUAGUAGCAGCAACCAACAGUUUGGACAAUCAGCUUAACCUUGGCUCUUUAAUGGAUGAGCCUGAAAUAGAGGAUCGUGUACCAAUGGUAGACAGCAGUGUUCGCAAACCACUGACGCUAAUAUCAGCGUUUGUAAGUUCAAAUAAACAAAGCAAGACCAAAAGAGCAAAGAUGAAUUCAGCCAGCAGCACAGCAGACAGACGAGAGAAGAUGCUGCAUAUGCUGAGUGCUCUUGAGGAGCUUCAUAGGUCACUCAACAAUACACUAAACAGCCAUCUCACUUUCCUAACAAGAGGUAAUAGCAACAGUCGCAGUCCAGGAAAAAAGAAUAAAAUGAUUUCAGAGGGAAACACGAAAUCCACUACGGUGUCAUCUGUGGUCAGCAGAGGUGCUUCAGCUAAGGCUAGUACUGACCAAGUGGAUCCCAAACUCCUGAACGGAAAGGCAUUCAAGAAGACUUUUCCCUCGACUCCUAAGAAAACUAACAAGAGAGUUUGUUUCUGGAAAUACUGCUCUCAGAAUUAAGAAUUUGUCACACUUCUGUCUCAUGUGCUUGCAUGAACCUAUGCUCAUCUAAGGCCACUUCUAAUUGAGACUUCAACAACAUACUUAACACGACUUACCCCAGUGACCCCGUAUGACGUGUGUAGGCUCAUUGCACGAAAUCCUGUUAACUCCCACUCUACAAGUGAAUGCUGUGUGACAUCAAUAAAAAUUUUCAAGCAUGCAGAA
Messenger RNA from Tachysurus fulvidraco (yellow catfish), 1315 nucleotides. It is a transcript of the gene urp2, whose product is annotated as urotensin II-related peptide. Bases 197 to 1108 code for a protein of 303 amino acids. Gene Ontology annotation, molecular function: hormone activity. Gene Ontology annotation, biological process: regulation of blood pressure; blood vessel diameter maintenance. The record is from RefSeq and is a predicted model, not a curated record. The transcript has 5 exons. Gene Ontology annotation, cellular component: extracellular region. NCBI's taxonomy places the organism in Eukaryota, Metazoa, Chordata, Actinopteri, Siluriformes, Bagridae.